Molecule: messenger RNA, 383 nt
Organism: Notechis scutatus (mainland tiger snake)
Lineage: Eukaryota; Metazoa; Chordata; Lepidosauria; Squamata; Elapidae
Source: RefSeq, a predicted model, not a curated record
GUUCUUCGUUCCCUAGGUUGUGGUGCAAGGCCACUUUUGCUGGCUACAAACGAGGCCUCCGAAACCAGAGGGAGCACACGGCCCUGCUAAAAGUGGAAGGCGUCUAUUCCCGCAACGAGACCGAAUUCUACUUGGGGAAAAAAUGCGCCUACGUCUACAAGGCCAAAAACAACACGGUGACGCCUGGCGGGAAGCCCAACAGGACCAGGGUCAUCUGGGGGAAGGUGACCCGUGCCCACGGAAACAGCGGCAUGGUGCGAGCCAAAUUCCGCUCCAACCUGCCUGCCAAAGCCAUCGGACACCGGAUCCGAGUGAUGCUGUAUCCAUCCAGGGUCUAAAUGUAUGCUGCAAAUAAAAUUGAAAGUAUAUUUCACUUUUGUAGA